GGCAGGGUGCUGAGCGGCGCAGGACUGAGGUGGUGGUGGAGCGGUUGGUGCUGGCAGGCAGCGGGCGACGUGGUUAUGGGGCGCCUCGCAGGGCUUUCUGCCGGCCCGGCAGCCCCCCUGCUCCUGCUCUUGCUCCGCUGCGCCGCCGCAGCCUCCGUCGUGCUGUACGGCCGCCUGGCGGGGGGCAAUGAGAGACCCAUCAUUGGGAUAUUGGCACAGGAGUGUCACUUUGAUAAAUUCCACAGAUUUGGAAGUUCCUAUAUUGCAGCUUCAUACGUGAAGUUUUUGGAAUCUGCUGGUGCCCGAGUUGUGCCAAUAAGAUUAAAUCUUUCAGAUGAAGAAUAUGAUAAAAUAUUCCACUCUAUUAAUGGGGUACUUUUUCCAGGAGGCGGUGUGGAUCUUAAGACUUCAGAAUAUUCCAGGGUUGCUAAGAUAUUUUACCACAAGGCGUUAGAGGCUAAUGAUAAAGGAGAUUAUUUCCCAGUAUGGGGAACAUGUCUUGGACACGAAGAGCUUACGUAUCUCACAAGUGGCAAAGUUUUGCUUGUUAAUACCAAGACAAAUGGUUUUGCACUCCCUCUGAACUUUACCUCAGCUGCAAAAAACAGUAGAUUAUUCAAGAAUUUCCCCGAUGAUGUAUUACAUGCACUUGCUACUGAGCCAUUGACAUCAAACUUUCAUAUGUGGAGCCUUUCCCUGGAGAAUUUUACAAAGAAUGAAGAGCUUCAUAAUUUCUAUAAUGUUUUGACCACUAACAUGAAUGAUCAAGUGGAGUUUAUAUCUACCAUGGAAGCAUACAAAUAUCCAAUUUAUGGCGUCCAGUGGCAUCCAGAGAAAAAUCCUUUUGAGUGGAAGAGUUCACCAGGCAUUCCCCAUUCCCCGUCAGCUGUAAGAGCAUCAUAUUAUAUAGCUGACUUCUUCAUUAAUGAAGCCCGGAAGAGCUUGCACCAUUUUCCCAGUGAAGCUGAGGAAACAAAAGAAUUGAUUUAUAAUUAUACUCCAGUUUAUACAGGAACAUUUUCUUCAUUUCAGCAAAUCUAUUUUUUUGAUUGAAUAUUGUGUCAAAGGUGCAGUGUUGCUAUUUAUAAAUGGAAUUAUUUGCCAGCAUUGAGUAAUUAAGCUGAUGUAGUGCACUGCACAUGACAGAAAGCCAGCACAGUUCUUUCUUUAUAAUGAUUUAUUCUGUGUUUCUUCUGCACUUGUGGACCAUUAAUAUAAAGUCUAUAUUUAAUAACAUAAUAAUUGUCUUGGAGCACACUUUAAGGGAAGCUGCAGAAAAAUAGCUUUUCCUUCAAGGGAAAAGGUCUUGAUUAUGCUUAUUAACUUGGAAGUAGUCAUAUUUAGUACAAGGAAAAACACUGUAUUCAUGUAUUUUAAAAUAUGAGAGUUAUCUUUGUAAAUGUUGUGGGCUAUGAUAGCAUGAAAGGCUUAGAUGCAUUGCUUAGGAAAAUCCUAUCCUUUUCACAUGAUUUAACAAAUGAGACUCUUGGGUUUGCCAUAAAUAUGUGUAUGUAAACAAGUUCUUGACAGGGGCUAUUUUGUCAUUUGAAAAAUUGACCAAAGUAGUAAGGAGGCAUGACAGCAAAGAGACUUUUCCCACCCCCCCCCAGCCCCUAA
Pezoporus occidentalis (night parrot) is the source of this 1617-nucleotide messenger RNA. RefSeq names its product gamma-glutamyl hydrolase (gene GGH). The transcript has 9 exons. Gene Ontology annotation, biological process: tetrahydrofolylpolyglutamate metabolic process. The record is from RefSeq and is a predicted model, not a curated record. The coding region runs from base 76 to 1053 and encodes 325 amino acids. Gene Ontology annotation, molecular function: gamma-glutamyl-peptidase activity. Lineage: Eukaryota; Metazoa; Chordata; Aves; Psittaciformes; Psittacidae. Gene Ontology annotation, cellular component: vacuole.